UAAACAAAGUGAAGUAAAACAACAAAAGAGAGUAAAAUAUUAAAAUAUUUACAAAUUUUUUUGUUUGGAUAAAAGCAAAAUAUGGCAAGUGGAGUUGAAAGUUUUCCAGCAGUGGAUGCUGAAAAAGAAUUGAAUCCACAAACCAAUAAGGAAUUUCAAGUUGAUUCAGUGUCAUCACAAGUUGCUUCCUCACUUGAAAAAGAGGCAAAGGAAAAAUUGGACAAAAUGAAAAAUGAAAAAGAUAGAAAGGAUGCAAUACAAAAUUUCAAGACUGCUAUGAUUAUCUCUGGAGUUGUUGUUGCUGUUGCUGGGGCUAUUUUUGCCAUUACCAAAAAGCUCAGGGAGAGAUCAAAUUAAAUUAGCACUUUAUUUAUUUAUAAUAUAUAGUUUUGAACCCUUUUUUAAAUUUUUUUUUAAUAUUCAUCAAAUUCAUAUAUAUAAAGAAUUUGCUAAUGUUUAUUUUAUGUUUUAGGUUUUAAUGUUUUAGAGUGAAGAGGUAAUUUAUAAUUUUGUUAUGGGAUAAUGUUUAUGAGGACAAUUUUGUGUCAUUUUGAUAGGUGUAUACAUUGA
This is a messenger RNA of Solanum pennellii, 570 nucleotides long. RefSeq lists its product as uncharacterized. The coding region runs from base 82 to 357 and encodes 91 amino acids. The transcript is spliced from 2 exons. Lineage: Eukaryota; Viridiplantae; Streptophyta; Magnoliopsida; Solanales; Solanaceae. The record is from RefSeq and is a predicted model, not a curated record.